Lasiodiplodia theobromae is the source of this 1608-nucleotide messenger RNA. Its product is annotated as Peptidase M18. Gene Ontology annotation, cellular component: fungal-type vacuole. Bases 1 to 1608 code for a protein of 535 amino acids. Lineage: Eukaryota; Fungi; Ascomycota; Dothideomycetes; Botryosphaeriales; Botryosphaeriaceae. The record is from RefSeq and is a predicted model, not a curated record. Gene Ontology annotation, biological process: proteolysis. The transcript has 3 exons. Gene Ontology annotation, molecular function: metalloaminopeptidase activity; zinc ion binding.
AUGUCCGCUGCGGCACUCGUCCUGAAAGCUUCCCCGCAGCGCAUCCCCGCGAUCUUCACCUCUGCCCACAGCUUCGCACGCUCUGUCGCAACCAUGGCCCCCACCUUGCAGCAUGCCGACGACUUUCUGUCCUUUGUGAAUGCCUCGCCCACCCCCUUCCAUGCCGUCAAGUCUGCGAAAGAGCGGUUGGAGAAGGCUGGUUUUACCCAGAUCAAGGAACGGGACUCGUGGUCCUCAACGCUUAAGCCUGGCGGCAAGUACUACCUCACUCGCAACGGCUCGUCCCUCGUCGCCUUCGCUAUCGGCAAGCAAUGGAAGACCGGCAACCCGAUCGGCAUGAUCGGAGCCCACACGGACUCGCCGUGCCUUCGCAUCAAGCCUGUAUCUAAGAAGCAGAGCGACGGAUUCCUGCAGGUGGGUGUCGAGACGUAUGGCGGUGGUUUGUGGCACACCUGGUUCGAUCGCGAUCUCAGCAUCGCUGGUCGUGUGAUGGUUAAGACCAGUGACGGCACCUUCGAGCAGAAGCUCAUCAAGGUGGACCGCCCUAUCCUCCGCGUGCCCACGCUUGCUAUCCACCUCGACCGCCAGCAGGACUUCAUUUUCAACAAGGAGACCCAGCUAUUCCCUAUCGCCGGCCUCGUUGCCGCGGAGCUCAACCGCCAGGGCAAGACGGAGGGUGAAAACACGGACAAGGUUGAGGAGACUGGGCAGUAUGAGCCUCUGAAGACGGUUUCGGAGAGACAUCACCCGUACAUCGUUGAGAUCAUUGCCGAGGAGGCCGGUGUUAAGACUGUUGAUAUCCAAGACUUUGAGGUCGUUCUGUACGAUACUCAGAAGUCAGUCAUCGGCGGCCUGAACAACGAGCUCAUCUUCUCUGCCCGCCUUGACAACCUGAUGAUGUCGUUCUGCAGUGUCGAGGGUCUCAUCCACUCACUCUCCUCGCCGUCUGCCCUCGACAACGACAACACUAUUCGUCUCAUCGCCCUCUUCGACCACGAGGAGAUCGGCAGUCAGACCGCACAGGGUGCCGACUCUAACCUCCUGCCUGCAGUGAUUCGUCGUCUCUCCGUACUCGCCCCGUCUGAGUCCAACAGCGAGAAGUCCUAUGACAGGCUGGACGUUGACGCAGCCACCGCGUUUGAGCAGACCCUGGCCACCUCUUUCCUUAUCUCCGCCGACAUGGCCCACUCCGUCCACCCCAACUACCCCGCAAAGUACGAGUCUAGCCAUCGCCCUGAGAUGAACAAGGGUACAGUCAUCAAGAUCAACGCCAACGCUCGCUAUGCCACGAACUCGCCUGGCAUUGUCCUCCUGCAAGAGUCGGCUCGCCGGGCGAAGAAGGCGUCCACCAACGUCAACACUACUUCAGACGAGGGUGUUCCUCUGCAGCUGUUCGUUGUCAGGAAUGACAGCAGCUGCGGCAGCACCAUUGGUCCGAUGCUGGCAGCGAAGAUGGGCGCUAGAACCCUGGAUCUGGGUAACCCGCAACUGAGCAUGCACAGUAUUCGCGAGACCGGUGGUGCUCACGAUGUUGAGCAUGCGAUCAACCUGUUUGAGAGUUUCUUCGUCCACUUCGCCGAGUUGGAGAAGAAGAUUCUGGUGGAUUAG